AUGGCAGCUCAACCGGAAUAUUUCAAGGCAUCCUUUACUAUUAUGGCAGGAGAGGCGGCGGCUCCUGUCCAUGCUGAUGCUCUUGUCGAAAUGGGUGCCGGUAUCAAAGGCAAAGUGGCAGAGGCUGUCAAUGAAGGACAUGACAUUGCCACGGUCCUCUUUGUCAAUCCUAAUCGUUUCAUUCCAACCCAAGGCUUCCAUUAUCUUGACGAUAUUGAGGCUACCAUCAUCCAUUCCAGUAGCAGUCUGCUUGUGCUGCGCUCUGAUCAGGGAGAUCGCAUUGUCUCCGUCCACUUUGCUGGUGGCUCCAACCCCUUCCGAGUCCGCCAUGCAGUUGAUGCUGAUGCCAAUGCUUUCAACACUGAAUCUGAUGGAGAAGCCACCAAGGGAGAAGAUGCUCAGGAAGAGAACGAUACCUCUCGCGACAUGCUCCAAACCUCGACGGAAGAAGAGGAUCCAACGGAAGAGGAAGAAGAAGAGGCGAGCGACGAUGUCCCUCCUCCUCCACCCAAGCAUAUUGCUCCUUCUCGUCGCCGUGGAGCUUCCAGUGCUCGUCGUCGCGGGGCACUGGACUCGGAUGAAGAAGAAGAGGUCCGCAUUCCUGUCUCUCGUCCUGUCUCUCGUCGUCGCAAUCGCCGCAACCGCAACCAAAGCAACAACACUGGUUGGGACUCUUUCGAGGGUGCUGUGGAUACACCUGAUCUGAGCCAGCUCCAUCUUCACUGA
This is a messenger RNA of Seminavis robusta, 726 nucleotides long. The record is from the annotation of a GenBank genome assembly. NCBI's taxonomy places the organism in Eukaryota, Bacillariophyta, Bacillariophyceae, Naviculales, Naviculaceae.